UAACUCACGGAAAAGCCCAUUAAUGAAAUAUGUUACAAGCCAAAGAAUAAAUCAUACUUACUAACAGUUUGCUACCGCCUUCCGAACUUAACAAACUUUUAAUCAACACUCAUACACAUACCCAAAUUCUUUACGCCUUUUAUAAAACACCCUCAGACGUUUUCAACACAAAAUGUCAUCCUGAUCUUCGACCAUCAUAGAACACAGCGUUUCAUUUCGAAACAAGAACGCACACCAGACACAACGUCGCAGCCACAUCUAAUAGAAUGGAGCCAAUUGAGGCACGACGUGAUCUUUUCCAAUUCGUACGACGCACCAUGUAUUGGGCCGCAAUGUAUCCCCUGCAUUUGGACCGCCGGCUGCCACACUACAUUUGUGGUCUGGGCCUAUUUGUCGAAUGCUUUUUCGAAAUGUUCCUCUACCUGGUGUCCAUACAAAUUGCCAUCCUGUAUGUGUGCACAAUUUAUUUGAAUUACGACAGUGGGGAUUUGGAGCUGCUGGUCAAUUGUAUGAUACAGACAAUCAUCUAUGUCUGGACAAUUGUCAUGAAGGUGUACUUUCGCCGGGUGCGGCCCCAUCACCUAGAGGGUAUGGUGGACACCAUCAAUGCCGAGUAUAGGACACGUUCGGCCAUAGGAUUUACGUACGUGACCAUGGACCAGUGUUUGGACAUGUCAAAUAGAUGGAUUAAAACGUAUGUGUACUGCUGUUUCAUUGGAACGGUCUUCUGGCUGUUGCUGCCCAUUGCCUAUGGCGAUCGUAGUCUGCCAUUGGCCUGUUGGUAUCCACUGGACUAUAAGGAGCCGGUUAUUUACGAGACAAUAUAUUUUCUUCAAUCGGUUGGGCAAAUACAAGUGGCUGCCGCCUUUUCCGCCUCAAGUGGCUUUCACAUGGUAUUGGCCAUUUUAAUAUCUGGACAAUACGAUAGCCUGUUUUGCAGUUUAAAGAAUAUCCUUGCAACUGUUGCUAUACGAAUGCAUUCGACAAAGGAGGAAUUGAGGAAACUUUAUGAACUGCAGGAAUCUACCGAUUCCGAAUUGAAUGAAUUCUAUUGUUCCGAAGAGAUAACCUGUGACAUCAACAUGCUCGUUCACAUCAACGCAUCACCCAAGCAGGCCUUAAUGUCAUCCCAGGAAUUUCGUUAUCAUUUUCGCCAUGCAUUUGCCGAAUGCGUUCAUCAUCAUUGGUAUAUUUUGGAUUCUUUAAAAUCAAUGGAGAAAUUCUACAGUCCCAUUUGGUUUUUCAAAACUGGCGAAGUCAUUCUGCUAAUGUGUUUGGUGGCAUUCGUGUCCGUUAAGUCAACCACAGCUAAUUCCUCAUUUAUGAAAGUCGUAUCACUCGGCCAGUAUCUGAUGUUGGUCGCCUGGGAAUUAUUGAUUAUUUGCUAUUUUGGCGAAAUCAUUUUCAUCAACAGCCAACGUUGCGGCGAUGCUAUUUUAAGAAGCCCCUGGUAUCUCCAGAUGCGUGAAAUGAAAAAUGAUUUCCUUCUGUUCCUGCUCAAUUCGUAUCGGCCAUUUAAGCUGACGGCCGGCAAAAUGUAUCCACUGAAUGUGGAACGUUUUCGUGGGGUUAUAACUACGGCAUUUUCAUUUUUGACACUUCUACAGAAGAUGGAUGAACGGGUGUGAGUGAAAUAAUAGAAAAGGCGAAGUAAAAUAUUUGCUGAGCUGGCAGAAAAUUAUUUUUCUUGCGGUUGAUAAAUAAAG
Molecule: messenger RNA, 1706 nt
Organism: Musca domestica (house fly)
Lineage: Eukaryota; Metazoa; Arthropoda; Insecta; Diptera; Muscidae
Gene: Or83a
Product: odorant receptor 83a
Exons: 6
Coding region: 267-1628 (453 amino acids)
Biological process (GO): detection of chemical stimulus involved in sensory perception of smell; sensory perception of smell
Cellular component (GO): plasma membrane
Molecular function (GO): odorant binding; olfactory receptor activity
Source: RefSeq, a predicted model, not a curated record